Molecule: messenger RNA, 878 nt
Organism: Limulus polyphemus (Atlantic horseshoe crab)
Lineage: Eukaryota; Metazoa; Arthropoda; Merostomata; Xiphosura; Limulidae
Exons: 3
Coding region: 188-595 (135 amino acids)
Source: RefSeq, a predicted model, not a curated record
AGUGUUCGGACAACACUGCGUAAGUUAAAGAUUAUAAAGGCUGACCUGUGUUUUCCGACUUGGUGAGAAGUUAGUGCCUAGUUUUUGUCAGACUGACAAGAGUUUGUUUACAGCAAGAAGGUACUUCGUUAAUGAAUUAUCUGCCAAUUUAGUUUGUUUUCUAGCAAUACCUAGUCUACCUUCGACCAUGCCUUACAUUUACAUAGAAACGGCAAAGGAGAAGUUAUGUCAUGGAGCAAAGUUACUUUCAAGUGGCUUGUGCAACAACACUCUCACGGCCAGCGCUUUACGAGCAGAUCCCCUGAAAGUAGACCCCCACCGUACUGUUCGAGUGGUUUUUCCUGACCAGUCCACUGAUGCCAUUAUUUACGUCACGGUAGUUAUCGUUUUCUACGCCGCCAUAAUUCUGAUCCUGGUUGGUACCAAUCUACACCGUUUUCGACGAAAUGGCAGUACUAGGAACAACAGUCCUUCUGAUGAUGAAGAAGAAAGUGUGGAGCUGGAAGAAAAGAGACACCUAGUGGUUCAUCUCGACAAAAAUGCUCGUGUCUAUCAAACGAUCACUCCUGAAAAAUUAAAUGAGUUGGCUUUGUGACUUCACCCCUGGAGAAAACGUGACGAAAUAUCAGAACAUUGGUCAUAUUUCUAACAAAAUAUAUCACAGAAGCUCCACAAGAGCUGACAAAGUUCGAAUUUCUUUGAUUUUGAAGUAUCUAGCGAUAAUAUCUUGAGAAGUAUCAUUUAUGUUAGCAAAACAGUAUUAAUGGAACAAGUUUUAAGUUAUUAUGGUAAUGUGAUCCCGUUACUUAACUAAAUAUAUAUUUUAUACAACUUAAACAAGAAAUGAAUUGUUGUAACUUUCCUGAAAAAUUUAAGGA